AUGAGCUUUGAAGACUAUAUCAAUGCGCAAACCAUUGGAGUUGAUAAUCUUCAAGAAGAGCGUCCAGAACAGAGGAGUAAACAAGACUAUGCCAAUAAUUUCAGUAGUCAGGUUGAAAGUAAUAUGGCUUUGAAGCAACAGGAACAGCCACUUGAGACCGUGCAUGUCGGUAAUGCCGCUGGGGAUGGCCAGCUGUUUAAUGCGUUUAAUACAAAUGCUUCUGAUACUUUGACUAUCCCACAAGUAAUUCUUUCACCGUAUGAACAGUCGGAAGAUUUCAGAACCCCUACGCAGGUAAGUGAAUUGCUUCAGGCACCUACCAUCAACAUUCAGACACCUGCGGAUAAUGCAGGUGGUGUCCCCUUUACCCAAACCAAACCCAGUGUUGAUUUAAGUUCACCUACAACCGCUUCUCAAUGCCAUGAUUCUUUUGACGUUAGUCAACUACGGAUCCCUAAUACGCCCAACCGAGAUAGUUAUCUUUACACUGGUUUGAGCAGCGACAGGAGUGUUAGUGGUCAUAAUUUACACUCUCCAGAAAGUGCUUCGCCUUACGUCCACUAUCAUGACGUUGCGGUGUCGCCACAGGUUUCCUAUUUAACUACUGGCAACGAUGACUUGGAUGAGAUAUUAAGUCUUCAUUCAGGAACAACUGAGAACUCUGAUUACUUUCGUAUUCAUGACAUUAACGAUUUGAAUGCCAUUUUAGAUGACAACGCAGAUGUUUUCCGAUCCUCAGGAUCCACUGAAAUGACUUCACAAAGUCCUAUUAACAACAUAUUAACGCCACCUAAUACCACAUCUCACUACGCCCCUCAGAUAAGUGUUCAUCAGGUUGUUGACCAAGUACCGACCUCGUUCAGCGUUACUCCCUCUCCGAGGACCUCCUUCAAUGAAGGCAAUAAUAGGCCCAAUGUGGACUUUUUAUCUGUCCAUAACGCAGAGGAUUAUGCUGUUACAGAUGAUGCUGACUUGGAUGAUCUUCAUGAACAGAUGCGUCAAGGGCGGAAACAAAAACGUCGUCCGUCAAACAAAUCAUCCAGGUCACGGUCAAUUGGCCGUAGUUUGUCUCCGGAUGAGAAAGCACGUUCUCUGAGCAAGAAUAGGGAGAAGCUUCUGGAACUGGCAGCUUUACAUGUACCUGAUUCGAACACUAACAAGCCCAUAUCUCCAUAUUCGAUACCCACUGGUUCAACUUCUACAGUAAACGCUACUCCGGUCAAAACAGCUACCCCCCUCGAUGAGGGCGAGACAGCACUAAAUUUAUCUGGUAAUACGAGAAGAAAAUCCUUGCAGAAGAACCCUGCAAUUUACUCCUGCGACCUAUGUAAUAAAAAAUUCACCAGGCCUUAUAAUUUAAAAUCCCAUCUACGUACCCAUACAGAUGAGAGGCCGUUUGCUUGCAAUAUGUGUGGUAAGGCAUUUGCAAGACAGCAUGAUCGAAAAAGACAUGAAGAUUUACAUUCAGGUAAGAAACGAUAUGUAUGUGGUGGGAAGUUAAAAGAUGGGACUUCCUGGGGAUGUGGUAAGAAAUUUGCACGAAGCGAUGCUUUGGGAAGGCAUUUCAAGACAGAUAGUGGCCGUAGGUGUAUUGCACCUUUAUAUGAAGAGGCCUCAAGAGAAAGGGCAGCUCAGAAUUUAGCUCCUCCAUCCGAAAGCGAACAAUUUUGGUUAGCCCAAUAA
Messenger RNA from Eremothecium cymbalariae DBVPG#7215, 1683 nucleotides. RefSeq names its product DNA-binding transcription factor CRZ1 (gene CRZ1). The transcript has a single exon. Gene Ontology annotation, molecular function: DNA-binding transcription factor activity, RNA polymerase II-specific; RNA polymerase II cis-regulatory region sequence-specific DNA binding. Bases 1 to 1683 code for a protein of 560 amino acids. NCBI's taxonomy places the organism in Eukaryota, Fungi, Ascomycota, Saccharomycetes, Saccharomycetales, Saccharomycetaceae. The record is from RefSeq and is a predicted model, not a curated record. Gene Ontology annotation, biological process: regulation of DNA-templated transcription.